CUCCGAGCAACAAAGCUGCCAUGGGUCUGGAGAAGUCCCUCAUCCUGUUUCCAUUGCUCGUCCUGGUGGUUGGAUGGGUCCAGCCUUCCUUGGGCAAGGAAACUUCUGCCAUGAAGUUCCAGCGACAGCAUGUGGACUCGGAUUCCUCCGGCAGCAGCCCCACCUACUGCAACCAAAUGAUGAAGAGGCGGGAAAUGACGAAGGACUUCUGCAAGCCUGUAAACACCUUCGUGCAUGAAUCCCUAGAGGACAUCCAGGCCGUCUGCUCCCAGGAAAACGUCAAAUGCAAGAACGGGCAGACUAACUGCUACAAGAGCCUCUCCACCCUGCACAUCACCGACUGCCGCCUGACGGGCAGCUCCAAGUACCCCAACUGCGAGUACAAAACCAGCCAGCUGCAGAAGCACAUCAUUGUGGCCUGCGAGGGGAACCCCUCCGUGCCGGUCCACUUCGAUGCUUCUGCAUAGGGUCCCACCUAGGCCAAACCAGCGAGAUGGCCCUGUCGCCCAUCCUCGUCCUGCCUCUCCUCUCUUUCAUUCUUUCCCGGAAGUAACCCCUGCCAGGGCUUCCAUAUGAGAAAAACAGGCUUCCCUCUCCCAUGCUCCACUCCUGGGACAAAUGAAGCAAGACAGCCCUCACCAGAACGUGGUGUCCCGUGAACCUGAGACUCCCUUGA
Messenger RNA from Peromyscus californicus insignis, 676 nucleotides. It is a transcript of the gene Rnase1, whose product is annotated as ribonuclease A family member 1, pancreatic. Gene Ontology annotation, molecular function: RNA nuclease activity; nucleic acid binding. Bases 21 to 467 code for a protein of 148 amino acids. The transcript has a single exon. The record is from RefSeq and is a predicted model, not a curated record. NCBI's taxonomy places the organism in Eukaryota, Metazoa, Chordata, Mammalia, Rodentia, Cricetidae.